AUGGCUUCCUCAAGCGAUGCGAAGGGCUUCAAGCAGGACAUGGUCGUUUCAAUACGAUAUCGAAAUGACCUCCCUCCUCCACCGAUGCCUCCGAAGCUCCUGGACAUCGACACCGGCGGCCUGGCGCAAUACCUCACCACGGGCUAUGCCUCUGCCCUGGCAAAGCGUGAAGAACCGAAUAUUGAGGUAGAUGCCGAGGGUGGAAUGCCUAUUGACAUGAUUGGGGUGCCGGGUUACUUUCUGGGAGACGAAAGUGCGAUUAUGGCGCCUGAAAUUCAGCCUGUCCUCGAUCCCGCCGACCACGCCCUCAUAAUGUCCCUCGAUCAAAUCAGAAGUCAGGGUGCAAAGAACAACGUUUCCUUCCUGCGCAAGACACAGUACAUGACAUCCUCACAAAUGGCUCGAGCAAAUGAUCCUUUCGUGCGCUCCACGUCCAAAGCUCGAAAGAUGUCCGAAAGCAAAGCUCCUCCUACACCGGUCGCUCGAGAUGACAAGGAAAAUAUCAAGAGACAUAUCCAGAAAGGCUUUGACAUCGCGUACCCGGAGAGCAUUCCAUUCAAUCCUCCGGAAGCGAAAGCCAAUCCAGCCUCUGCACAAGAACGGGAUGCCUGGAGAAAUCCGGCCCAUCCUGACAAUCCGAGACUCAAACCAGUCGCGUUCUAUCCCAUUCUCCCGGAUCUUGACGCCGUCACAGAUAUGGCAGGUAACUGGCAGGCCUUGAAAUUUGAAAAGCCGCCUUUACCACCUUAUCAUGGCAAGAGAGAUGACCGGAUCGACGUGGGCUUACUCAUGGCCUCGGAGAACGCAGCGCAAAUGCCCACAUGGCGGGCAAAGAAGAAGGCCUUUACAGAACAUCCUCAGCUUUAUGAAGAUCCAGGACCGGAACCAUACAUCUGGUCACUUCAAGUCCCCAAACAACCAGACUCUGCAUCUCGAAUCAAGAAGAUCUUGGACGACUCGAAUCCCUACAAAGACGACCCCGCGCUAUACGCCCCUCUACUCGAAGAAUCCGCUGAUGGCUCAUCACGUUUGCCUUUCGAACGAGUUCGCAUCUACCGAUCUGCUACCCAAAAUCCAGUCGACCCUCGCCGAACCAUGGGUCUCUCACUCGUCAACGCCGACAACCUAUCCCCACCAUCUCGAUUCCGUAAGCAAGGCACCGCGGCAUACUACUACCCGAUCUUGGAACGUGUACGCAUGAAAACCGACCGAGGCAAUCUAAGCAAAUCGCGCAGUCAAUCCGCCGAGGACGAGCUGGAGGCUAACAUUCCCGACCAACUGAUGGUGCUGUUCAAAGAGCCCAGUCCCCAAGAGAAAGCGUCUCGGCAUCAGUUCCGUGGCGACUACGACGCUGCCUUUGCCGCAGAGUAUGAACAGUUGGUACGUGAGGGAGUGGCGGCGGAAGAAGCGCUGCACACGGAGGAGAUUCCGGAUGAACAGGACGAAUCACCUGAAGGCGCGCAGGAUGUAUCUAUGCACGAAGUGACAGAUACAGAAAUUGCCAUGAACGGUACCUCUCAUAAAGUCCGGGAGGAUGAUUGGAAUACGCCUUCCGUUAAUGGUAGGAAUGCUGAUGGCGAAGACGACGACGAUGAUAUGCGCGACGAUUGA
Messenger RNA from Rhinocladiella mackenziei CBS 650.93, 1611 nucleotides. RefSeq lists its product as uncharacterized. Gene Ontology annotation, biological process: transcription elongation by RNA polymerase II. Bases 1 to 1611 code for a protein of 536 amino acids. The transcript has a single exon. Lineage: Eukaryota; Fungi; Ascomycota; Eurotiomycetes; Chaetothyriales; Herpotrichiellaceae. Gene Ontology annotation, cellular component: Cdc73/Paf1 complex. The record is from RefSeq and is a predicted model, not a curated record. Gene Ontology annotation, molecular function: RNA polymerase II complex binding; chromatin binding.